This is a messenger RNA of Syngnathus typhle (broad-nosed pipefish), 3590 nucleotides long. RefSeq names its product tripartite motif containing 2a (gene trim2a). The coding region runs from base 529 to 2781 and encodes 750 amino acids. The record is from RefSeq and is a predicted model, not a curated record. NCBI's taxonomy places the organism in Eukaryota, Metazoa, Chordata, Actinopteri, Syngnathiformes, Syngnathidae. Gene Ontology annotation, molecular function: protein binding; ubiquitin protein ligase activity; translation repressor activity. The transcript is spliced from 14 exons. Gene Ontology annotation, biological process: negative regulation of translation; protein polyubiquitination; proteasome-mediated ubiquitin-dependent protein catabolic process.
UCUGGCUAUCAGUCUGUUUGGAUUAUUGCAAGCAUUCACAUGCAUUCCUGCCUUUUUUCCCAUCCCGCAUCCAAGAUGAGGAUUAGUUGACCAGCAACACACACGCACACACAGACACACACAGUCGGGCAGCCAUGAUGCGCUCGCUUCAAGUGAGUGAAAGGCAGGAAGUGGCGACUAACAUUGAGGAUGAUUGAUGUGACAAACGGAUGGCGGCAAGUCAUUUGGCUCUGCGGGGUGAGUCAGCAUCCGAGGCUCCCCGUCGGGAGCGACCAUAAUUCCAUCUGCUCGGCCCCCAUUCGUCAUCCCCCCUCUCCUCCUUCCCCUCCCUCCCUCCCUCCCUCCCUCCCUCCCUCCCUCCAUCCCUCCAUCCGUGCUACACACGCUCAAAGGCAGCGAGACGACGUUUACUUGAGGACAAGAGGGAUGCGACGGGAGGUAGCGGAAGAGACCGUUCUCAAGUAUUUCCAAGGCUCAGGCAAAUAAAAGGCAGAGGCGGGGCGGCCGUUAUCGAGUCCCGCGUUUAGGAUGGCCGCUGACGCCGCUGGCAGCAUUCCCAGCCCGGUGGUGCGCCAGAUCGACAAGCAGUUCUUGAUCUGCAGCAUCUGUCUGGAACGAUACCACAACCCCAAAGUUCUGCCCUGCCUGCACACUUUCUGCGAAAGGUGCCUGCAAAACUACAUCCCGGCGCACAGCCUGACGCUGUCGUGCCCCGUGUGCCGCCAGACGUCCAUCCUGCCCGAGAAGGGUGUGGCGGCGCUGCAGAACAACUUCUUCAUCACCAACCUGAUGGACGUCCUGCAACGCUCGCCGGGCCGGCGCCGAGCGGACGGCGAUCAGGAAGCGGCGGCUGUCCUCGACGACAUGGCCACGGUGGCGGCGGGGCAGCUGCUCUCCUGCCCCAACCACGGAGGCAACGUUAUGGAGUUCUACUGUCCGCCGUGCGAGACAGCCAUGUGUCAGGAGUGCGCGAGCGGCGAGCACGGAGAACAUCCCACCGUGCCGCUUAAAGACGUCGUGGAGCAACACAAGGCUUCGUUGCAGGAGCAGAUGGACGCCGUCAAGAGAAGGUUGCCAGAGAUCGACGGCGCCCUGCUCACACUUUCGGCCAUCCUUCAACGAUUGACGGGUCGCAAGAGCGCCAUCGAGGAGGACAUCCACGCCGCCUUCGACGAACUACAGAAGACGCUCAACGUUCGCAAGAGCGUCCUGCUCAUGGAGCUGGAGGUCAACUUUGGCCUCAAGCAGAAGGUGCUGCAGUCUCAGCUGGACGGCCUGCUGCAAGGCCAGGACGGCAUCCGCAGCAGCUGCGACUUCACCGAGCAGGCCCUGAGCCACGGCGGCGAGGCCGAGGUUCUGCUGGUCAGGAAGCAAAUGAGCGAGCGUCUGGCGGAGCUGGCGGCCCGAGAGCUCCCCCUGCGGCCCGGCGAGAACGACCAACUGGACUUCCGCCUGGAGACGGAGGGCGUGAAGAAGUCCAUCCACAACCUGGGCAGCGUGGUCACCACCAACGCCGUGGCGUCCGAGACGGUGGCCACCGGCGAGGGUUUGCGGCACUGCGUGGCGGGCGUGCCCACCUCCGUCACCGUCACUACCAAGGAUAAAGACGGCGGCCUUUGCAAGAUGGGCAACGCCGUCCUGACGGCGGAGAUCUCGGCGGCCGACGGCAGCAAAGGCGACGGCGAGAUCCUGGACAACAAGAACGGCACCUACGAGUACCUGUUCACCGCCCCCAAGGAAGGCACCUUCACGCUGUCCCUGCGCCUGUACGAGGAGCAUAUCAAAGGCAGCCCCUUCAGGACCAAGGCCAGCAAGUCGGCCGACGCUUCGCUCGCCUCCGACGGCGUCAAGAAGAGGCUCAAGUCGCCGGGCAGCAGCGGGCAUGUCAAGCAGCGGGCCAUCAAGAGGCCCGCCAGCAUGUACAGCACCGGCCGCAGGAAAGAGAACCCCAUCGAGGACGACCUCAUCUUCAGAAUCGGCAGCAAAGGGCGAAACAAAGGCGAGUUCACCAAUUUGCAGGGCGUGUCCACGUGUGUGGGCAAAGUGCUCAUUGCGGACAGCAACAACCAGUGCGUGCAGAUUUUCUCCAACGAAGGCCUGUUCCGGAGUCGUUUCGGGGUCCGGGGCAGAACCCCCGGUCAGCUGCAGCGGCCCACGGGCGUAGCCGUCCACCCCAGCGGAGACAUCAUCAUCGCCGACUAUGACAACAAAUGGGUCAGCAUCUUCUCCGCCGACGGUAAAUUCAAGAACAAGAUCGGCUCGGGCAAGCUGAUGGGCCCCAAGGGCGUGUCGGUGGACAGGAACGGUCACGUGAUCGUGGUGGACAACAAGGCCUGCUGCGUCUUUAUUUUCCAGAUCAACGGCAAGAUGGUCACCAAGUUUGGUAACCGUGGCAACGGCGACAAGCAGUUUGCAGGACCUCACUUUGCUGCCGUCAACAAGAACAACGAAAUCAUCGUAACCGAUUUUCACAACCACUCAGUCAAGGUGUUCAACACGGAGGGCGAGUUCCUCUUGAAGUUCGGCUCCAACGGCGAAGGGAACGGUCAGUUCAACGCCCCCACCGGGGUGGCCGUGGACGUCAACGGGAACAUCAUCGUGGCCGACUGGGGCAACAGCAGGAUACAGGUGUUUGACGGCAGCGGCUCCUUCCUAUCCUACAUCAACACGUCGGCCGACCCGCUGUACGGCCCUCAAGGUCUGGCGCUCACUUCGGAUGGACACGUGGUGGUGGCUGACUCGGGGAACCACUGCUUCAAAGUCUACCGCUACCUGCAGUAGCUCCACAUGCACUGAACACAAAUGAUCACACACACACACUCACACACACACACGUGUAGGAGCAGAUUUGCACUCAUUCACCUUCACCUGUUGUGUGCUAUUUGUGCCACUGGGACUUCCUGUUUUUUUUUGUCCUUUUAGGAAUCACUUCAAACCAACGUACACAUUCCAUCACAGCUAUUCUGAAUUGCAGUGACCAAAAAAGAAAAAAGUCAGUAUUUAAAUUUUGCCUCAUUACUUAUAAAGUAUUGUAUGGAGAAGUAUAGGCGCCACAAUGAAAAGGGGAAUAAAAUGUGAAAAAAAUAUAGGGAGGGAUGAUAUUAAAUACUUAAUAUCAUGAGAAUAUUUUCAAUGUAAUAAUUUCGUUCUCGGAUUUUAAGCGCUAAGCCGUAAUACGAAGAUAAAAAAAACUAACGCUGUCGCGGAGAAAGUCUUGUUAUAUUUUUUCGGAUAAUACACUCGAGUUCCAAAGUAAAUACGUGCACGUCGGCGACGUAACAGUACGAUACGACAACGCUAAAUAUACGCAUGGCUCUUUAUUAAGUGUCAAUCCAAAACAAACUAAGUCACGUGCUACUGAGUCACUAAGUGCGAUCUGCUAUAUUGUGACGUCUUGCACCUUCAAAAAUAAACAUUUUACACUUACGUACUAACAAAGUAAAUUGUAGCAAGUCAAUAGUACAAACACAUGGUUGCGCAGUUUCGGAGAUUUUUUUUUUCUACACAUUCCUAUUAAAUUAUUACAUUUUGUUGUUGUUUCUUUUCAUUUGGAAUGGAAUUAAAAUGUCCACCGGACAAUAAAAAAAGGA